Messenger RNA from Pediculus humanus corporis (human body louse), 279 nucleotides. RefSeq lists its product as uncharacterized. The record is from RefSeq and is a predicted model, not a curated record. The coding region runs from base 1 to 279 and encodes 92 amino acids. NCBI's taxonomy places the organism in Eukaryota, Metazoa, Arthropoda, Insecta, Psocodea, Pediculidae. The transcript has 2 exons.
AUGUUGUGGCGAAGUGUUUUCGCAUGUUUGGUGUUAUGCGCGGUCGCGGAAAGUCAAAAUCGUGGUUCGACUAAAGCCACGAUACAACCGUCUACGAGAAACACGGCAAGAACUCCGACUCCCGUGAUAAGAGUCAAUUAUAAAAGCGUUAAAAGAAGUUCCAUCGUCGGUGCUACGUCACAAAAUGAAACCGCAAAUACCGUCACGACGGAAUCCGGUACGACAACCGGAAGAGGAUCUUCCUCAUCGAGAAACAGGAUGCGAAAUGAAAAACUAUGA